Nelumbo nucifera (sacred lotus) is the source of this 3526-nucleotide messenger RNA. Its product is annotated as cellulose synthase A catalytic subunit 7 [UDP-forming]. Gene Ontology annotation, cellular component: membrane. Lineage: Eukaryota; Viridiplantae; Streptophyta; Magnoliopsida; Proteales; Nelumbonaceae. Gene Ontology annotation, biological process: cellulose biosynthetic process. The record is from RefSeq and is a predicted model, not a curated record. Gene Ontology annotation, molecular function: cellulose synthase (UDP-forming) activity.
CGUCAAAAUGGUCGUUGGAGAAAGCUCAGGAGAGAAUGCAUGGUGGUUGAAUGGACGUAGCUUGACUUCACGGCAAUGGCGACUCUGCAACCAACAGCGCCAGCCGUAGAAACUUUGAGUGAGAUAGAGAGCUUACCUCCACCAAUAAAAAGAACAACCAGAGAAGUCUACCUGCAUUCUCCGAGACCCUGGACUUAUCCAUCGGAGAACGACGAUGGAGGCGAGUGCUGGACUGGUUGCCGGAUCUCACAACCGGAAUGAACUCGUUGUCAUCCAUGGCCAUGAAGAGCCAAAGCAAUUGAAGUCAUUAAAUGGUCAGGUCUGUGAGAUAUGUGGGGAUGAGGUGGGAAUCACGGCCGAAGGCGACCUGUUUGUGGCUUGUAACGAGUGUGGUUUUCCGGUGUGCCGGCCUUGUUAUGAGUAUGAGAGGAGAGAAGGGAGCCAACAGUGUCCCCAGUGCAAAACCAGAUACAAGCGUCUCAAAGGGAGCCCGAGGGUUGAAGGAGAUGAGGAUGAAGAAGACGUGGAUGAUCUGGAGCACGAGUUCAAUAUCGAAGAUGAGCAAAACAAGCAGAAACAUCUCACAGAAGCAAUGCUUUACGGGAAGAUGAGCUACGGGAGGGGACCCGACGUCGACGAGAGCACUCAGUACCCACCCGUUAUCGCCGGUGUGAGAUCCCGGCCGGUGAGUGGGGAGUUCCCGGUUGGGCACGCCUAUGGAGAGAUGCUGUCAUCUGCCCUCCAUAAACGUAUACAUCCUUACCCAGCUUCUGAGCCUGGAAGCACGAGAUGGGAUGAUAAGGGAGGUUGGAAAGAGAGAAUGGAUGACUGGAAACUGAAGCAGCAAGGAAAUUUGGGUCCUGACCCGGACGAUGUGGUCGACCCGGACAUGCCUUUGAUGGAUGAAGCUAGGCAACCACUUUCAAGAAAAGUACCCAUUGCAUCAAGCAAGGUCAACCCAUAUCGUAUGGUGAUCGUGACCCGGCUGGUUGUCCUUGCAUUCUUCCUUCGCUAUCGAAUUCUAAACCCAGUUCAUGAUGCCAUUGGGCUAUGGCUCACCUCUGUCAUAUGUGAGAUCUGGUUUGCCUUCUCUUGGAUCCUUGAUCAAUUCCCCAAAUGGUUCCCCAUUGAUCGUGAGACCUACCUCGAUCGUCUUUCUCUAAGGUAUGAGAGAGAAGGUGAACCAUCCAUGUUAUCUCCGGUGGAUAUAUUUGUGAGUACAGUGGACCCAUUGAAGGAACCUCCCCUGGUUACAGCUAACACAGUGCUUUCAAUCUUGGCCAUGGACUACCCAGUUGACAAGAUCUCUUGCUAUGUCUCUGAUGAUGGAGCCUCCAUGCUUACAUUUGAAUCACUCUCUGAAACUGCUGAGUUUGCUCGGAAAUGGGUACCCUUCUGCAAGAAAUUCGCCAUUGAGCCCAGAGCUCCAGAGAUGUACUUCUCUCAAAAGGUGGACUACCUCAAGGACAAAGUCCAGCCUACAUUCGUCAAGGAGCGUCGAGCCAUGAAGAGAGAAUAUGAAGAAUUUAAGGUCAGGAUAAAUGCUCUGGUUGCUAAGGCCAUGAAGGUUCCUCCAGAAGGGUGGAUCAUGCAGGACGGAACGCCAUGGCCAGGAAACAAUAUCAAAGAUCAUCCUGGUAUGAUUCAAGUCUUCCUUGGUCACAGUGGAGGUCUUGAUUCUGAAGGCAAUGAGCUACCUCGCCUUGUUUAUGUCUCUCGUGAGAAGAGGCCUGGCUUUCAGCAUCACAAGAAAGCUGGAGCCAUGAAUGCCCUGGUUCGAGUUUCUGCAGUGCUUACCAAUGCUCCUUUCAUGCUGAACUUGGACUGUGACCACUACGUGAACAACAGCAAGGCCGUCAGGGAGGCAAUGUGUUUCUUGAUGGAUCCCCAGGUUGGAAGGAAGGUUUGUUAUGUACAGUUUCCUCAGAGGUUCGAUGGCAUUGACAAGCAUGAUCGAUAUGCCAACAGAAACACUGUCUUCUUUGAUAUUAACAUGAAAGGUCUAGAUGGACUUCAGGGUCCAGUUUAUGUGGGUACCGGAUGUGUCUUCAGAAGACAAGCUUUGUAUGGAUAUGAGCCUCCAAAGGGUCCAAAGCGUCCCAAGAUGGUAAGCUGUGACUGCUGCCCAUGUUUCGGACGUCGGAAGAAGCUCCCCAAGUAUUCCAAGCAUGGCGGUACGAGUGGAGAAGGGUCUGCACAAGGAUUGGAGGAAGACACGGCACUGUUGAUGUCUCAAAUGAAUUUCGAGAAAAGAUUUGGACAGUCGGCAGCAUUUGUGACUUCAACUCUGAUGGAGGAAGGUGGUGUCCCUCCCUCUUCAAGUCCAGCAGCGCUUCUGAAGGAAGCCAUUCAUGUUAUUAGCUGUGGCUAUGAGGACAAGACAGAAUGGGGUACCGAGCUGGGCUGGAUUUAUGGGUCUAUCACAGAGGACAUUCUUACAGGCUUCAAGAUGCAUUGCCGGGGUUGGAGGUCAAUAUACUGCAUGCCCAAGAGACCUGCAUUCAAGGGCUCUGCACCCAUCAACUUGUCUGACCGUCUCAACCAAGUUCUCCGAUGGGCUCUUGGCUCUGUUGAGAUCUUCUUCAGUCGCCACAGUCCUCUCUGGUAUGGCUACAAGGGUGGAAACUUGAAGUUUCUUGAGCGCUUUGCGUACAUCAACACCACUGUCUACCCAUUCACCUCCUUACCUCUGCUCGCUUACUGUACCCUCCCGGCCAUUUGCUUGCUCACCGGAAAAUUCAUCAUGCCUACGAUAAGUACAUUUGCGAGUCUAUUCUUCAUUGCACUCUUCAUUUCAAUCUUUGCAACGGGCAUUCUGGAGCUGAGAUGGAGUGGAGUAAGCAUUGAGGAAUGGUGGAGGAACGAGCAGUUCUGGGUCAUUGGUGGUGUCUCAGCCCACCUCUUCGCCGUGGUACAAGGUCUUCUCAAGAUCUUGGCUGGAAUUGACACCAACUUCACUGUCACUUCCAAGGCUUCAGACGAUGAAGAGUUUGGAGAGCUCUACACCUUCAAAUGGACCACCCUGUUGAUCCCUCCUACAACUCUCCUAAUCAUCAACCUGGUUGGGGUAGUUGCAGGUAUAUCAGACGCCAUAAACAAUGGGUACCAGUCAUGGGGGCCACUCUUUGGAAAGCUCUUCUUCGCCUUCUGGGUGAUUGUCCAUCUCUACCCAUUCCUCAAAGGUCUCAUGGGGCGCCAGAACCGGACUCCUACUAUUGUUGUCAUCUGGUCAGUGCUUUUAGCUUCCAUAUUCUCUUUGCUCUGGGUCCGAAUUGACCCAUUUGUGGUAAAAGCUAAGGGCCCUGACACUAAGCAAUGCGGGAUCAAUUGUUGAGAUCUUUGUUUUCUUUUCUGAAUCUUUAGGUCUAUGUACAUUCUGAUGUGGACAAAAAAAAAAUAAUGGAACUACCAGAGAGGGAAUUUAGAACUCCAAAGAGAGAUUUUGUUCACUCUAUUUGAUUGUACUCAGUUUUGUAUUUGAUUGAACUUACAAGUUAUAUACCUGACAUAAAGGUGCCAUUGCAAA